CAGCCAGCCCUGUCAGGAGAGAGUGUGUGUCGGUUUGUACGUGUGAGUGGACGCAGGGGCUAGCCUAAUAACACAGUCUCCAGCAGCACAGCCAGUCAGGGCACUCGUCCACUCGCCAAAGUGUGUUUGUGUGUGUCUGUGUGAGUGCGCGCAUCUGUCUGUGUGUGUGUGUGUGUGUGUGUGUGUGUGUGUGAGGAGACAAACCGGAGGGAAACCUGCUGAUCAGAGGAAGAGGUGUUUAUCCUUACACUCUGGACUGAAGACAAUCAACUAGCCAGAGAGUCAGUGACAGACAGACAGAGUGAGUAACUUUUUCCAGAGGUGGAUGUGUUGUGGUAGAGGACAUGCUCUUAGAACCAGCCAGCUGAAGUGGAUCUUACUACUGUGUUGACAGAGAACUCUGAAGAAACUUUCGGCUCUCUUGCGAGGACUUCAGGAGUGUCAGUCUGAGAAAGUGUGUGUGUGUGUCUGCCGGUGCGUAUCGUCAUGGACCAGCCGGCCAGUAGCUGCAUGCGAAGCACCCAUCCUGGCAGCCCAAUCUGGGGGUGCGUGAGGAACGGUCACCCCGGAGCCGGGCUACAGUCACCCUACCAGCAGGCUCCUUUCUCCCUGCACCAGAAGCCCGAGUUCCUGGCCUACACAGACUUCCCCACCUCCUGCCUGGUUCCCGCGCCCCACGCCGCCUACGCCCGCGACGACAGACUCUACCCGGAGGCCCACGCGGGCUUCCAGCGGGCCGACUGGCAGUUCCCUCCCUGUGAGUCCCGGGGCCGUGGGCAGGAGGCUUGUCCGGUGGCGCCCGUGGCCGUGGGUUCCGGCGGAGUGGUGGGUGGCGUUGGGGGGGAGAUGGACAGUGCCGGAGGGGACAGGUUGCCAGGGGCGGCGCCCACGUGCCUGGAGGGAGAGUAUUCACCACAGGGCAUGGCAUCGGCUGACCCAGAGAAGAAGAGCGCCAAGAGGAAGAGAGACGUAACAGAUAUUCACGACUCCAACUUUAAAGUGGACUCCAACUGCAAAGCCAGGAAAGAGCGUACAGCGUUCACCAAAGAGCAGCUCCGGGAACUGGAGGCAGAGUUCACACACCACAACUACCUGACCAGACUCCGCCGCUAUGAGAUCGCUGUCAAUCUGGACCUCACAGAGAGACAGGUGAAGGUGUGGUUCCAGAACAGAAGAAUGAAGUGGAAGAGGGUGAAAGGAGGGCAGCCAGCUUCUCCUAACGACCUGGAGACAGAUGACAUGGACUCGGCUGCCUCACCCAGCUCAGAGUAAAAUCUCCGAUACCCACUGGACAUGCGUAGAGAACACGGGCCAUCCCAGGAGCGUUGACUGCCGGAACGCCGUAUUUCUAGGGGCUUACGCAGUCUGAGCCCAUGUGUUUCCUAUUGUAAAUACUUUACUGGCCGGACAGUGAAAGUCUUAUUUUUUUGUAACUCCUGUUGAAUGAGGACAAUAUUAGAACUAAAAAGAGGUUGUACACAAUUUUUUUCUGUACCUCCUACGAUCUAACCCCUGGAGCUUCAGGUGGGAGUAUUGGAAAUGAAGGAAUUAACCAGUCAGAGAAAGUAGAGGCUGACAAUGUGAGAGACAAUACCUUGUGGUGGCAUGUCAGGCACCUGAUUUGAUUUGAGAACAUCUGCUCUGUUGUCACUUCCUCAUUAUGGCCCAGAAAGCUUGAUUACAACCACCUGCAGAUAAUGCCUCAAAAUCUGAUUUUUUAUUUUUUGUUGAAAAUAUACUUUUUCUGUGUCUGUCUUCCUUUUUAGUUUACUUUUAUGAUAUUGAUAAAACACAGAUGUUGCUUAUUGAAAUAUGCAAAAAAUGAAUAAAUCAUUUAAAGUAAUGGAGAAAAUACUUUCAUAAAUUCUUCCAAACAGGCUCAUGGAAGUUAUAAGAGAUUUGGCUGGAUUAAACCAAUGAGUUGGCAUUUUAAGUUUAUUUAGUCCAAUCUCUAUGACAACUUUCUGCAGAUGUCUGUCU
Messenger RNA from Esox lucius (northern pike), 1980 nucleotides. It is a transcript of the gene meox1, whose product is annotated as mesenchyme homeobox 1. Gene Ontology annotation, cellular component: nucleus. Gene Ontology annotation, biological process: positive regulation of transcription by RNA polymerase II. The record is from RefSeq and is a predicted model, not a curated record. Bases 487 to 1272 code for a protein of 261 amino acids. NCBI's taxonomy places the organism in Eukaryota, Metazoa, Chordata, Actinopteri, Esociformes, Esocidae. Gene Ontology annotation, molecular function: RNA polymerase II cis-regulatory region sequence-specific DNA binding; DNA-binding transcription factor activity, RNA polymerase II-specific. The transcript is spliced from 3 exons.